UUCAAUAUGUAAACAAAUCAAUCGGCCAUUGAAUAUUUGGAUUUUAUAGGAGAAAAACUUAAAUUUCUUGAAGAUUACUAUUUAAAAAGUGCAGACGAGACUGACAGUUAAAUCAUACAGAAAUUUAUUAAAGUCUACAAAUAUAUUGAUGAGGGAUAUAAAGUAAUAUAUAUAGCUUAAUUUCAAGAGCUCCUAUAUAACUGAAGAAGAUUUAUUUAAAAAUUAUGGCUUCUUUUACCAGACUAUAAAGAAAUUUACAAGAAAAUUGGAAAACAAAAUAUAUUAUGAUAAGACAGAUUAUGAAGCUACACUUGAAAAAUUCGAAAGAUACUAAAUUAAACUAAUUCCUAUUUAUAAAGAACUAAUUCUUGAUGCUUAAAAACUUUAAAGAAUGGAUUUAGAUACUUUGCUUGAUUCUAAUAUGGUACAUCACAUUUACACAAAAAAAGAAUUAGGGCAAUUUUCACUUUAACUAUUUGAUUUUCUAAAUUUAGAUACAAUAACAGUACCUAAAAAUGUUCUUAGUGAAUUGAUAACAGAAAUUGUUAUGAAUUAUAAUGUUGUACCAUAUCAUAAUUUCACUCACGCAUUCUAAUUAUCACAAUUAUUGUUUUCUUGUUACAUGAAAUCCGAUUUAAAAAAAUUUUGUAAUCAAUUAGAAAUAUUUUCUGCUAUAUUAGCUGGAUUAGGACAUGAUCUUAAUCAUAGUAAAUAUAUAUAAAUUUAAUUUUUUAGAGGGUGUCAAUAAUUUGUACAAAAUUAAAAAAUCUAAGAAAUUUAAUAUUUUAACUUCAGAAAUAGCAGUAUUAGAAAACAUGCAUUGCGCAACUUUUUUCAAUAUCAUUUAAUAGAAUAGAUAACAUGACUUUUUUUAAUAUAUGUCUAAUGACGAAGAAAGAAAUUUAGCCAAAAGAUUAAUAAUAACAUCUAUACUAGCAACUGAUAUGGUUAUCAUAUAUAUAAUUAUAAAUUAGAGUAAACAUAAUAAAUUGCAGGCAAAGUUUUAGAAAAGAGUAGAGUGUACAAAAUAAUUUGAGCAAGGAGAAAAAAGUGAACUUAUUGAUUUAUAAAGAUUCUCAAAUGAAAGACUUGAGGAUAGAAUAUUCAUUUUAAAUAUUAUGGUACAUGCUUGUGAUAUAUCUAAUCCAACUAUGAGAUUUAAUAACUAUAUGAAUUGGUCAUAUUUAUUAACAUAAGAAUUUAAUGAUUAAGUAAAAAAUUAACAAUUAUCUAUCUAGACAAUCAAAGAAACUAAAGUUGGAGUUGAUGUUACAGGAUUUCUAAUUUAUAAGGAUAAACCUACUUAUUAUGGAGGCUAAAUAUUUUUCUCGAGUAAUUUAUUUAUUAUAUUAAAUUAUUAGAAACCUUUGUUUUUCCUUUAUGGCUUUAAAUUGGAGAAAUGUACCCAGAUUUAAAAUAUUUAUCAGAAGAAAUAAAUAAAAAUUUAGAAAUUUUAUAAUAAAAACUUAAAUAAUAAUGA
This is a messenger RNA of Paramecium sonneborni, 1480 nucleotides long. NCBI's taxonomy places the organism in Eukaryota, Ciliophora, Oligohymenophorea, Peniculida, Parameciidae. The record is from the annotation of a GenBank genome assembly.